This is a messenger RNA of Labrus mixtus (cuckoo wrasse), 6472 nucleotides long. RefSeq names its product sprouty related EVH1 domain containing 2a (gene spred2a). Gene Ontology annotation, biological process: multicellular organism development; negative regulation of MAPK cascade. Lineage: Eukaryota; Metazoa; Chordata; Actinopteri; Labriformes; Labridae. Gene Ontology annotation, cellular component: membrane. The transcript is spliced from 6 exons. The record is from RefSeq and is a predicted model, not a curated record. The coding region runs from base 506 to 1792 and encodes 428 amino acids. Gene Ontology annotation, molecular function: protein kinase binding.
CUCUCUCUCUCUGCGCUCACUGAAUCCAACAUGGAGUAAGGAGGAGAUGGGGCUCGUCCGGGGCCAUCCUCACCGACAACAGCGCUCCGUCCUCGGUCACCGCGUUCCAGUCCGACCCGGCAGGGGAGGAGGAAGAGGAGGCGGCGGAGGAGGAGGAAGAAGUAGAAGAAGAUAAGGCGUAGGAGGAGGAGGAGGAGGAGGAGGAGGAGGUGGUGGAGGAGGAGAUCUGAUGCUUCUUCUGAUGCGCUCCUAAUUGAGGAGUAAAAUAAGAAGAAGAGGAGGAGGAGGAGGUGUUGGAGGAGGAAGAGGAGGAGGAGGAAGGAGACCCGGGGGUUCUUAACGCACACCGGGGUUGGAUCACCGGAGCUGCAAAGCGGUAGAGAACCGGAUCCGCUGCCGCUUCUGCCGCUUCUGCCGCUCCCGAUGAGAGGCGCGGAAACAUGAAGACACCGCACCGUGCUGCCGCGGCGGGAGCUCGUUAUUACCGGAGGUGAAACGGAAAAACAUGAGCGAGGACACGCGCCCAGACGAUGACAGCUACAUUGUGCGUGUCAAAGCGGUGGUGAUGACCAGAGACGAUUCGAGCGGCGGCUGGUUGGCUCAGGACGGCUGUCUGAGCAGAGUGGGCGUGUGCAGGCUGCUGUCGGCCGAACUGCUGGGACGAAGCAGCUUCCUCAUCCACGGAGAACGCCUCAAAGACAGACAGGUCAUUCUGGAGUGUUUCUUAAAGAAGGAUCUGGUCUACACCAAGGCCACGCCCACAUUCCACCACUGGAAGGUCGACAAUAAAAAGUGCGGUCUGACUUUUCAGAGUCCGUCCGACGCGCGAGCUUUCGACCGUGGGGUGAGACGGGCCCUGGAGGAUUUGACCGAAGGGUCGACCACAUCCUCAUCCACGCUGCAGAACGAGGCGGAGCUUGGCGAUGACGACGUCUUCACGACGGCCACCGACAGCUCGUCCAACUCGUCCCAGAAGAGAGAGCCGACGAUGCACUCGCUGGCCCCGCCCCACUUCUGCGAGGCCCGUCGGCACCACUGCAUCCUGGGACAUUUCUACGAGCAUCACCACAGGCCCUCGGAGCACUUCUUCCUGGACCAGGCGGUGCACAUGUUCCCUCGUCACGUCAGCUUCCAGCUGGAGGAGGAGGAGAUCGUUCGCAUCAAUCCUCGAGAGCGGACGUGGCUCACCGGCUACGAGGAUUACCGCCACGCCAACUCUACGCGAGACAAACUCACGCAGCCCGACAACCUGGACGCUUAUGUACACUUCGCCAAGAGCGAGCCGCCUAAACAUGACUACACCUACCCGUACCCUCUCAGCUGUGACGUGCAGCGGGUCUGUGACGGUAAAUCGGGCUGCCUGGAGCUGGGCGGCGGACGCAGGGCGGUGGUGACGGUGCAGCCGCGAGCCCUGCAGCCCAAAGGGAAGAGGAGGAAGGAGGACGGCGAGCGCUCGCGCUGCGUUUACUGUCAGGACAUGUUCAACCACGAGGACAACGGGCGGGGCCGCUGCCAGGAAGCGCCCGACCCCAUUCAGACCUGCAUCAGACGGGUCAGCUUCAUGUGGUGCGCCGACAGCCUGCUGUAUCACUGCAUGUCGGACCCGGAGGGAGAUUACUCGGACCCGUGCUCCUGUGACACCAGCGACGAGCGCUUCUGCCUACGCUGGACGGCGUUGGUGGGCCUCUCUCUGCUGGCGCCCUGCAUGUGCUGCUACGCCCCCCUCAGGGCGUGCUACCGCUGCGGGGUCGCCUGCCACUGCUGUGGCGGGAAACACAAAGCCGUGGGAUAAGCCAUCGCAGGCCCCGCCCCCUUUGCAUAACAAAAAGUACUAAUGGGAGGAGGCGGGGAGACGGAGCCGCUGUGAUUUAUUCGUUGUUGUUGUUGUUUGUCUCGUCUCCGAGGUUUUCAAAGGAGGAGAAGAAGAACUUUGUCUCAACAGAUGUUGUUUUUAUUUUUUUGUCUCUGUGACGUUGGGAAGCGAACGGAUUUCAAAUCGUGACAAAGACCGAACAAAGAAUAUUCAUUUCUAUAUAGAAGUCUAUAUAAAUGAAUAUAAAUAUAAAUAUAUGAACAGGUACUUUAUAUUUUUACACUCAUGUGUUUUAAAAGCUCGAAUGUGUCUUCUUUUCAGCAUUCUGUCGUACGAAUGUUUUUAUGUUUGUUUGGAAGCCGCAGCUCACCAACACGCCGCGAAAACAUUUAACCUCCACCGAGACAUUCGAGAGCGUGCGAAAUACUUUCAUGGCACCUCCAGCGAAUUUAAAUAACGUUAGGACAAAGAGAUGGAGAUGAAUUUCAUGUGUGUUAAGUAAAAGUGUGGAUAUAGUUAGCCUAGCUUAGCAUAAAGAAUGGAAGCAGAUGGAAACAGAUAGCAGUUAGCCUAGCUUAGCAUAAAUAAUGAAAGCAGAUGGAAACAGAUAGCAGUUAGCCUAGCUUAGCAUAAAGAAUGGAAACAGAUAGCAGUUAGCCUAGCUUAGCAUAAAGAAUGGAAGCAGAUGGAAACAGAUAGCAGUUAGCCUAGCUUAGCAUAAAGAAUGGAAGCAGAUGGAAACAGAUAGCCUGGUUCUGUUUUAAAAGACUGUCACUCUGCAGGGGGGGCAUGAACUUUGUGUGUCUGGGGUCUUUGGUACAUCUCGUUUCAAGACAUCGAGGGCGCACUCACACUAGGCCCAAUUGCCCCGUACCGUACUGAGGUAGAUUGCCCCCCCCCCUUCCCAUUCCCCCGCUGCCCUGUACUUACACAGCUCCAGGACUAACCGGGCCUCAGCACGGUUGUCAUCAGGCAACACGUGGUUAAGCUAAGAGCGUCCGUGUUCUUGUGGGUUUUAACCAGCUGAUUGUGAAUACUCGCGUCCACCCAAAUUUUGAGUAAUUACUAAAUUCUGUAUCGGACCAACGUUGACGAUUCGCUGUCGUUGUUCAAAAUGAUUGUCGAGAGGUGCGGUCACAUCGAUCAGGUUUUAUGUCAUGUCCACGUUGGGAUCUCGUGUGUGCUCGCUCAUGAGCAGCCGUGCCGGAGUAAACCUCUUCCAUCCGUUUCAGGACGUCCAGGAAGUGCACGGAGCACUCGCACCAGUCAAAAGAAAAACUGGACUUUGGGGGUCAAACAUGCUUGGUCAUGGUGCGGACUGCCUAGUGUGUGUGCACCCUUAAAUAAAAUGUGCUUGCUGCAUUGGCAGACAUUUCUAGACCUAAACUUGAGGUGUUAUUUUAAUGUUUUUAAGAUUUAUUUUGGGGCUUUUUAUUCACAACCCAAAGAGAUGAUUACAACAUAAGCCCCACCUCUGACAAGGCAAUAGCCAAUCGUACUGAAGGAUUCAGACUUGAAGUGUGGCCCUGCAACCCCCUUGGAUCCACCCCUGAUGUUGUAGUUAGAUUUAAUUCUGCACAGACAGGAAUGAUAAAGCAACAAUUUGUUUUUGACGGUUGUGCUAACAUGCUAGGCUACUGUGUACAUUUAAACCUUUGGAGAGCGCCAGGCUAGCUGUUCCCCUAUAUGUCUAGUUUUUAUGCUCAGCUAGGCUAACUCAGUCCAUACUUAACGCACGUUAACGAGCCGUAACAAUCAUCAUAUAAAACUACGAUCAUGAAGGAUAAUUAUUUGUUCCCCCUCUCUCAGUUUUUCUAAAUGUUAUCUUUUAUUUUUAAUUCCUACAUUUCUUUUUGCAGUGUGGCGGUGCAGCUGUGGUUUCCUGGCGUCCAGCAGAGGCACUUCACUGGUCUGAAAGCUACUUUGUAAAGUCUGUCUAACAAACCGGACGGAUACACCAGUUUGGCUGACCAGUAAUACGGCUAGUCCCAGCUCUGAAAAGUCCAGAAACACACAAAAAUGAGAAUUUGCAAAUCUGCGUUUCAUCUUGUUGAAUUUAAAUCGCAAAUUUUGUGCAGAUCAAUCGCCAACAUUUGCAGUUAAAAAAAAAAACUUUCAUCUCCUGCUGUCCUGUAAACUGGUCCCACUGGUCUGUCUGUGCUCGUUUGUUGUUCUGUAGGUUUGUUUGACGAAAGGAACAAAAUAUAUCAGGAAGGAGAAAGCUAAUAUAAAUAACUGAUUCUUAAGAUUCAGAUUCUUAAGUUUUAAUCCUCUAAUAGUCCUCAUGAUGAACAGACAGAAACCUGGAUCAGAACCAGACUCAUGAAGAACAGACAGAAACCUGGAUCAGAACCAGACUCAUGAAGAACAGACAGAAACCUGGAUCAGAACCAGACUCUUGAUGAACAGACAGAAACCUGGAUCAGAACCAGACUCGUGAUGAACAGGCAGAAACCUGGAACAGAACCAGACUCAUGUUGAACAGGCAGAAACCUGGAUCAGAACCAGACUCAUGAUGAACAGACAGAAACCUGGAUCAGAACCAGACUCAUGAUGAACUGGCAGAAACCUCAAACAGAACCAGACUCAUGAUGAACAGGCAGAAACCUGGAGCAGAACCAGACUCAUGAUGAACGGACAGAAACCUCGAACAGAACGAGACUGAUGUUGAACAGGCAGAAACCUCGAACAGAACCAGACUCAUGAUGAACAGGCAGAAACCUGGAGCAGAACCAUACUCAUGAUGAACGGACAGAAACCUCGAACAGAACCAGACUCAUGUUGAACAGGCAGAAACCUUGAACAGAACCAGACUCAUGUUGAUCAGGCAGAAAUCUUGAACAGAACCAGACUCAUGAUGAACAGGCAGAAACCUGGAUCAGAACUAGACUUAUGUUGAACAGACAGAAAUCUGGAGCAGAACCAAACUCAUGAUGAACAGGCAGAAACCUGUAUCAGAACCAGACUCAUGAUGAACAGGCAGAAACCUGGAGCAGAACCAGACUCAUGUUGAACAGACAGAAACCUGGAGCAGAACCAGACUCAUGUUGAACAGAAACCUGGAACAGAACCAGACUCAUGUAGAACAGGCAGAAACCUAGAGCAGAACCAGACUCUUGAUGAACAGACAGAAACCUGGAACAGAACCAGACUCAUGUAGAACAGGCAGAAACCUAGAUCAGAACCAGACUCAUGAUGAACAGGCAGAAACCUCGAACAGAACCAGACUCAUAAUAAACAGGCAGAAACCUGGAACAGAACCAGACUCAUGAUGAACAGGCAGAAACCUGGAGCAGAACCAUACUCAUGAUUAACAGACAGAAACCUCGAACAGAACCAGACUCAUGUUGAACAGGCAGAAACCUGGAUCAGAACCAGACUGAUGUUGAACAGGCAAACCUAGAUCAGAACCAGACUUAUGAUGAACAGGCAGAAACCUGGAUCAGAACCAGACUCAUGAUGAAUAGAAACCUGGAACAGAACCAGACUCAUGUUGAACAGAAACCUGGAACAGAACCAGACUCAGGUAGAACAGUCAGAAACCUGGAUCAGAACCAGACUCAUGAUGAACAGACAGAAACCUGGAGCAAAACCAGACUCAUGAUGAACAGGCAGAAACCUGGAACAGAACCAUACUCAUGAUGAACAGACAGAAACCUCGAACAGAACCAGACUCAUGUUGAACAGGCAGAAACCUGGAUCAGAACCAGACUCAUGUUGAACAGACAGAAAUCUGGAGCAGAACCAGACUCAUGAUGAACAGACAGAAACCUAGAGCAGAACCAGACUCUUGAUGAACAGACAGAAACCUGGAACAGAACCAGACUCAUGUAGAACAGGCAGAAACCUAGAUCAGAACCAGACUCAUGAUGAACAGGCAGAAACCUCGAACAGAACCAGACUCACAAUAAACAGGCAGAAACCUUGAACAGAACCAGACUCAUGAUGAACAGGCAGAAACCUGGAGCAGAACCAGACUCAUGAUGAACAGGCAGAAACCUGGAUCAGAACCAGACUCAUGAUGAAUAGAAACCUGGAACAGAACCAGACUCAUGUAGAACAGUCAGAAACCUGGAUCAGAACCAGACUCAUGAUGAACAGACAGAAACCUGGAGCAAAACCAGACUCAUGAUGAACAGACAGAAACCUGGAGUAGAACCAGACUAAUGAUGAACAGACAGAAAUCUGGAGCAGAACCAAACUCAUGAUGAACAGGCAGAAACCUGGAUCAGAACCAGACUCAUGAUGAACAGGCAGAAACCUGGAGCAGAACCAGACUCAUGUUGAACAGACAGAAAUCUGGAGCAGAACCAGACUCAUGUUGAACAGAAACCUGGAACAGAACCAGACUCAUGUAGAACAGGCAGAAACCUAGAGCAGAACCAGACUCUUGAUGAACAGACAGAAACCUGGAACAGAACCAGACUCAUGUAGAACAGGCAGAAACCUAGAUCAGAACCAGACUCAUGAUGAACAGGCAGAAACCUCGAACAGAACCAGACUCAUGAUAAACAGGCAGAAACCUCGAACAGAACCAGACUCAUGAUGAACAGGCAGAAACCUGGAGCAGAACCAUACUCAUGAUGAACAGACAGAAACCUCGAACAGAACCAGACUCAUGUUGAACAGGCAGAAACCUGGAUCAGAACCAGACUCAUG